Molecule: messenger RNA, 3180 nt
Organism: Orbicella faveolata
Lineage: Eukaryota; Metazoa; Cnidaria; Anthozoa; Scleractinia; Merulinidae
Biological process (GO): Rho protein signal transduction
Cellular component (GO): plasma membrane; cell surface
Molecular function (GO): death receptor activity; nerve growth factor binding; coreceptor activity
Source: RefSeq, a predicted model, not a curated record
UAUGCAAAAUGAAUUAUUAAAUCCCUAAUCAAAGAUUGCUUAAUCGUGGAUGACGUGGAGAUUACAAGCUAACCGUGACAAGGAACGAAGUUCUUGAAAGUUGAGAUAGUUAAGAGUUCUGGGCGUUUUGCCAUGGACAAUUGUUGGCCACCGAAACCCAAUAAUCUAGAACCUUCGACCUCAUGUGAACAUAAUCUGUACUUCCGCUGGAUAUCUUGUGAGAAAAACAGCAGAAGCUUCAAUGAGAAACUGCUCUUAAUUUAAAGAAUCGCCGGUACCUUUCCAAAAGAGCCAAACCGGGUUCUCUCAUUCCCUGUUUAGCUUCCGUAUAGACGACGUGGCAUGCCUUGUUUGUUGCGAGGAGUUCAGUCCUCGGGAAACGGAAAAGCUCUAUUCAUAUCAGUAAGUAUCUUUCAGGGCAACUCAACUUGAAUCUCUAUUAAGGAUGAUGGAAUUAGAAGCGGAGCUCCUGGUCAAACUGUUAUUUAUUUUUGGAUUAUUGUUCUUACUUUGGGUAUGGUCCUUCUGGAAAGAUGUACAAGACAACAAUGAAUUUUAUCCAGAUGGCCUUGAGCAAUGUCCUCAAGAGACGUACACGAUUCUUGAAAAUGACAGUAGCAACAGUAGCAGGAUCAGGUGCUUAUCCUGCCCUGUAUGUCCACCAGGGGAGGAACCAUCACCACCAUGUGGUAUAACAUUGGUCAGAAGGGCAGCUGGUGAGUGUACUUCGUGCAGUCCAGGAACGUAUUCAGAUGAGACUGACAGUACUGCCUGCAAGGUAUGCUCUGAUUGUGGCUCCAGGAAGAUUAUCAACUCCUGUACUGCACAGAAAGACACAGAAUGCAAGGACUGCCCAUGGAGGCACUACGAAGACGAUAAUACACACACUUGCAAGCAUUGUUCCUCCUGCUGUGGUAAAAAUUAUUCCGCUAAAUUGGAAUGUUUCAAAUCACAAAAGUGCAAGGGUAACUGCACCAGGACAACAAACAUUAUGAAAAAACAUUUUAGCACUUUUUUCAACAGGCUGGUUGCAAAACAUAUGAAUGAUCCCUACAACACUACUUCUAUUUCAAAUGGUAGCAGCCUACGUAAAGAGGGUGAGGAAAAUUCAAAGUUACUUGAAAGCGUUCUAAAUUACAAACAAGAAGACCUUACUCAUUCGGAGACUAAACGCGACAUCAGUGAUAAAGUUGCUGCACAAGAGGAGUACAAGGAGAGCACCAACAGCCAAAGUAACUUUGAGCUUCUCGAGACACCUGAGAUUAAUAAAUACGUUCAAGAGGAGGCUGAUAUUCUGGGAAAGAAGCAAGAGCCUUCACCUACGAAAAACAGUGUUGAACUCACUAACAUCCUGGCUAAUGAGGAUAGAGAGCAGACUGCUCCUCAAACAUUUCCAGACAAGGAUUUCAACUCCUUUCAGCCAACCGUAUCUUCCCCAACUACAACAAAAAGUGAAUUAGGACAACUGACAUCACAAAGCCCAAAGACUCUUACAUCAGCAGCUCAAACUCAAUUAAUAAUGCCAGGUUCCUUUCUAAGCAGCUUUGUUGGAACUAUUGCUGCAGUCCUUCUGCUUGGUCUGAUAGGACUAUUAAUAUACCUUGUAUACAAGAAGUGUUUUAACAAAAUGCGCAAGGGUUACAAGAAGUUAAGCAGCACAUCAAAGCUUGAAGAAGAUGAUUCAUGUGAUGAGUUAUUAGACAAAGAAGGCAGGAAUGAACUCAGUCAGGAUGAAACUGCUGCUGCCACAGUAUUAGAAGAUCUCAACUUAUCACAAAUACCUCCAGACCUAGAGGACAUAUUGGUAAUGAAACUGGAUGUGCCUCAUGGAGCUGAAAGCCAGCAGUUUGGUUGGCAGAAAGUAGGCAACGCCGCCGGAAUUUCAAGAUGUGAACUUAAAUAUUAUGAACACUUGGGCGGAAAAAAUCGAAGCCCUACGAAGUUAUUGCUGGAGAAAUUAGGAAGCCAAGGGAGAACAAUUUCGUACCUCAUUGAUGUUCUCCAGAAACCUAGAGUAGAACUUGGUAAUGUUGCUAAAACAAUACGACACCGUGUUUCAAGAAUUUAAAGGAGCUAAGUCACGGUGUACGCAUUUUGAAAGGCCUAAAUGUUUCAAGUUCGUGGAUUGUAAUCCGUGUUAAUCUUCUGCAUCCUUAAGCAUACUUGAUCCUUCAUAGUUUAUUAAUGUGUCUCUGGUGUUUUUCUCUAUCAUAGUAAACUACUAUUUUCAGGUUUUCUCCAAUUCUAAGCUAAUUUUCUACGUGGCCAAACUAACUCAAAAUGCCUCAACUAGGCUCCUUAAAUAGCUUAGUUUUUUUUAUAAUUCUGUUUGUUUCGUCUCUUGGUCAAAUACGAAAAAUCGGCUCCUACCUCCAUCAUUUUCCUUGGUAAUUCCCUGUGAUUACAGCAGCAAUUCAGCAAAGUAAUAAUGUUGACACUAGUCUAAUGAAAUAACGAAGGAGUAGCUACAUUUAGAAAUGGGAAAUUUAACUGAUGAUUAGUUUUUGAUAAUGGUACUGGUACAUCAUGAAAAAGCAAGAUACUGAUCUAGUCUAACAGCUGUAAAAUUUUAUAUUAAAUUUGUACGCUUGCUUUUUUCGUCAAUUACCAAAAAUGUAAUAUAUGUCAACAGUAAUUAUUGAGAAUAACUUCGGUGUACUGUGUUCUGGUAUAGUGUUCAUCAGGCAUUCAGUAAUUUUUAAACAGAUACAAAGUUUCAAACUUGCCUGUUUUGAUACAAAUCCAAUCUCUAGCUGUUAACUGUAAAAUAUAAAAUUCCCAUUAAGAGUUCUACUCUUCCAACUUUAUCUUGGUGAUCAAUAAAUUUGUUUGUAAUUGCUGGUGUUUGGACUUUGUGGUUAACAGCAUUUCACAUGGCCGGUGGACGUUUAGGUUACGUCUUCUGCUAGCUAUACCAGCUGCACCAAAGGUGUGUCCCGUCUGUUGGAACCCUAAUCAUACGAGAUCCUUCUAAGACAGUAAGAUGUUCAUUUUGUACACUUGUUAUGAGAAAGGCUUCCUUCUAAAGGAAGCUUGAAAUAAUGAAAACAAACGACCUGCCUUAAGCGACCACACAAUGGGCAAGCGACGAUAUUUCGUGUCCAUGAUCAGAACUCCAUGCCUUAUAAGUUCCAAACUCAGAACAUGGGCUCUUGUGCUCGGAUGCUUCCUUCAGCUAGC